Messenger RNA from Puntigrus tetrazona (Sumatra barb), 2746 nucleotides. RefSeq names its product GTPase IMAP family member 8-like. NCBI's taxonomy places the organism in Eukaryota, Metazoa, Chordata, Actinopteri, Cypriniformes, Cyprinidae. The coding region runs from base 9 to 2543 and encodes 844 amino acids. The record is from RefSeq and is a predicted model, not a curated record. The transcript is spliced from 4 exons. Gene Ontology annotation, molecular function: GTP binding.
UCUGUGACAUGAAUGAGGCUGGAGGUGAUGGAUCAUCGGUGGAUGAAGAUCAGAGCGUGUCUGGAGUUUCAGACGGAGUAGACAGCAAAGAGAAGGAUCCUGAUCUCAAUGAGAGCACAAAAACAGCAAGUGAUGGAGGAGUGAUGCCUGCUGGAAAAGCAAAGCUGAACAUUGUGCUGUGUGGACAUAAUUCAACACUUAAGAACUCAGUGUCUAAGAUGUUUAGAGGCAAACCAAGUAAAUCUCAGAAAGAGAUGAGUAAAGUGUGUCAGAUGAGAGAGGCGAUGAUUCAUGGACGUCAGAUCAAGGUAAUAGAACUUCCAGCUCUCUGUCGGCUCUCAGAGGAGGAAAUGAUGCGGGAGACUCUAAGCUGUCUGUCUCUCUGUGAUCCUGGAGUUCAUGUCUUCAUCUUUGUUACUUCUGUCUAUCCACUUACUAAUGAAGACAGAGCAGAAAUGGAGAAGAUUAAAGGAAUAUUUAACUCUAAUGAGCACCUUAUGAUGCUUUUCAUUACUGAACUUGAUCAAAGUGUCAGAGAGUUUGUGAGUCUUUAUAAGAGCCGGUACAGUGUGAUGGGGUUAAAGGAUCAGAGAAACUCAGAAAAGAUCUUAGACCUGUUUGAUCAUAUAGAGACCAUGAAGACUGAACCCUAUUCUCUUCAGACGUACAUGAGAGUUCCAGAGAAGAGAGUCAGACAUGAACUAGAGGGGAAAUUAAGAGUGAAAGACAAUGAAAUCAAAGAGUUACAUCAGAAGAUCAAGACACUGGAGUGCGUGAAGCUGAAUCUGGUUGUGUGCGGGAGUAACAGAGGAUUAAAAUCCUUAAUCUCAGAGCUGAUCCUAAAUCAGAGCGAGAGAAGAUCAGAUUCAGAGUGUGUGAGGAGAGACGUGGAGCUUGAUGGAUGUCAGAUCAGUCUGGUGGAGCUUCCAGCUCUGUUCAACACUCAGCUCUCAGAGGAGGACGUGAUGCGUCAGACUCACCGCUGUGUGUCUCUCUGUCAUCCUGGAGUCCAUGUUUUCAUCUUCAUCGUUCCUGAUGCUCCACUGACUGAUGAAGACAGAGCAGAAAUAGAGGAGAUCCAGAGGAUCUUCAGCUCAAGAAUCAACAAACACAUCAUGAUCCUCAUAAAGCAGAACUCAGAUCAUCAGGCAGCAGAACUAAAUGAAGAAACACAGUCUGCCAUUCAGAGUUUAGGAGGACGACAUCAUUUCAUUGACCUGAACACACAAGUGUCUGUGUUGAUGGAGAAACUGCAGCAAAUGGUUGAGGAAAACAGUGCUGUUUGUUUCUCCACAGAGACACUGAUGGAAGCACAGAUGGAAAAACUGCUGAAAUUUGAUGAAAUGAAGAGGAGAAUCCAUUCAUUAGAGACGUGGUUUCAAUCACAAGAUUUAAGAGAAAGAGAAGAUGAACUGAGGAUUGUGCUGCUGGGAAAAACUGGAGCUGGGAAGAGUUCAACUGGAAACACCAUCUUAGGAAGAAAAGUGUUUAUUUCAGACAUUUCUCAAGAAUCUGUUACUAAAGAGUGUCAGAAAGAGACAGCUGAAAUUAAUGGCAGACACAUUACUGUGAUCGACACUCCAGGACUGUUUGAUACUGAAAUCAGCAACAGCAUCUCAAUGAUCCUGCCUGGACCACAUGUGUUUCUCUUAAUAUUACCAGUGGGACAAUUCACUGAAGAAGAGGAAAAAUCUGUGCAAGUCAUUCAAAAGACAUUUGGUGAAAAUUCAUUAAAGUACAUCAUAGUGCUCUUCACCAGGGGAGACUUUUUGAAGAACAAAAUCAUUGAACAGUAUCUGGGAGAACCUGGAUCUACCCUUAAAAGCCUGACUGAAGUGUGUGGAAACAGAUACCAUGUGUUCAAUAACGAGACUAAAGACCAAACACAGGUGACUGAUCUCCUGCAAAAGAUAGACAACAUGGUGAAAGAGAACGGAGGGAGUUACUACUCAUGUAAGAUGUUCAGAGAGAUGGAGAGAGAAAUACAAGAACAACAGAAGAACAUACUGAUGGAGAAAGUGAAGAAACUGAACAGAGAAAGAGAAGAACUGAUGAACAAACAUGACAAAGAGAAAAAGUGGUUGAAGAUGAAGAUGGAGGACGAUCAUGAGAAAGAGAGAAAGAGAAGAGAGGAUGAAUACAAAAGAGACAUUAAAGACUUAGAGGAUCAAGAGAGAAAGUUGCAAGAGGAGAUGAAGAGAGAACGAGAGGAAUGGGAGAAACAGAAACAACAGGAAAGACAAAGAAGAGAACAAGAAGAAGAGAAAUGGAGAAAGAAAGAAAAGGCGAUGUUGGAUGAAUAUUAUCAGAGACUUAAACAAGAGAUAGACAGAAUGAAGAUGAUGAUGGAGGAAGAAAAGCAGAAUCAUGAUCAAGACAGAAAGAGAAGAGAAGAAGAUCAAGAAAGAAAAAGAAAGAAAGAGCAGGAAACAUGGGAUGAAUAUUACCAGAAACUUGAAAAAGAAAUAGAGAGAAUGAACGUGACGAUGGAGGAAGAAAGAGAGAAUCAUCAUAAAGAAAGAAAGAGAACAGGAACGGUAUAAAAAAGACAGACAUAUGAGAGGAGAUGAAGAGAGAACGAGAGGAAUAGAAGAGAAAAUGAACAAGUCAUCCUGGACACCUGUGUGACUAACAUAUUUUACUUACAUAAUCAUUGUGUUCUAAAACAGAAGCAAAUCAAUCCCGAGUAUAGAUCAUAGACAUGUAUGUGUAGUUCCAGUGCUAUGGUUGUGUGUAGAUUUAUAGA